CAAUCUGGCAUCAUAACCCUGAAGUUGAUUGUGUUUUCGACUUGCAGUCUUUACGCGAUGAGAAAGUCAAUUCUUGGGUUCAUCGUUAAGUAAUGCGUUUUAAAUCUUGUGCCUAAAAUAAAUAAACACCGAAAACACGAGUUAAACUGAUUCGACAAAAUAAUCGUUAAAAAUAUAAAUCUGCUAUAAAUUCAGUACACAUAUAUGUAGUGUGUGAGGGCGCGAUCAGUAUUUUCUUGCAAUACGAGUCCAAAAUGUCAGACAUCGAUAAAUGGAUAGAGAUUGCAAAAGAGUGCAAGUAUCUUCCUGAAAAUGACCUUAAGAAACUUUGUGACAUAGUAUGUGACUUAUUACUAGAAGAAUCGAAUAUUCAACCGGUGGCCCUUCCAGUAACCGUGUGUGGCGAUAUACAUGGCCAGUUUUACGAUCUAGAAGAAUUAUUUCGUAAUGGAGGCGAAGUGCCUGAUACACAGUAUAUUUUCAUGGGUGAUUUUGUAGAUAGAGGGUAUUACAGUUUAGAAACAUUUACCCGCCUACUUACACUUAAAGCUAAGUGGUCAGAUAGAAUAAUAUUGCUUCGAGGAAACCAUGAAUCCAGACAAAUUACACAUGUCUACGGUUUUUAUGAUGAAUGUCAAAACAAAUAUGGCAAUGCUAAUGCAUGGAAGUACUGCUGUAGGGUAUUUGACUUGCUCACAAUCGCUGCUUUAAUCAACGAAGAAAUACUCUGUGUACACGGUGGACUAUCCCCGCUGAUUAGAACACUAGAUCAAAUUAGAACGAUUGAGAGAAACCAAGAAAUUCCACAUAAAGGUGCUUUUUGUGAUUUGGUCUGGUCGGACCCAGAAGAUGUUGAAUCGUGGACUGUUAGUCCACGUGGAGCUGGUUGGUUAUUUGGAAGCGCGGUAACAUAUGCGUUCAUGGAGAUCAACGACCUUAGACUUAUUUGUAGAGCUCAUCAAUUGGUUCACGAAGGUUACAGAUACAUGUUUGACGAUAAACUUGUCACAGUGUGGUCGGCUCCAAAUUACUGUUAUCGUUGCGGUAACAUAGCUAGUAUUUUACAGUUCUCACAUCUCGGACGCAUUUUCCCAGUGCUAUUCAAAGCAGUGCCUGAUUCUGAAAGAGUAAUUCCACCCUUAACUACUACACCAUACUUUUUGUGAUCUAACUUAGUGGUCUAUUCAUCUGGAUGCAGAAAGGAGAUGGUGUCUGCGUUUAAGCUUUACAGAAUUACAUGACUUUCUCUCGUGUUGAUGGACACAGGCUGGUACUAUGAUGGAACAUUAAAUUUACACAAGUACAUCAGAGUAUGAUAAAUGAUAAUGAAUUCUAGUUUAAUAAAAUUUUUUUAUGUUUUUAUCAAAAGAAAAUAUGUCACUCGGAAAUCAGAAUUAUCGUGUGAUUAUCUGUUCAGGGAAAAUGUUCUUAUGCAAUUUUUAGGAAAUAUACCUGUUUUUAUAUGUUGAAGAAUUACCUUUUAUACGUAGUGCGCCAGCCAUUGCAUCAGCCUGAUUUCUCUAGUUUGAAAAGUGUUUGGCAUCGAGACAAAUGCAAACAUUCUGUGGUCUAGACGCUUUUAGCUGUCUACUGUGUACAUUCUACAGAGCAUUCGCAUCUCAGAGCAGUAUUGUGGACGUGUUGUUUUAAGAGCCAAAUGCUUUUAAGCAAGUUACAUAUGUAAACAACAAAGCGGUUCGUGUAUGAAUGAAUUAAGCGAGAAACCAUUUAAACAUUUUGGUAAGGAAGAGCCUCUGAGUACAGUGAAUGCUUAAUUGAUAUUACGAUCGUUGCGCGUAGAAUUCAGGUUUAUUAAAGCGUGAACAUAUAUACUACUGUUAAGGUCUUCCUGAGUAUGUAAUUAAUCUGUUUCUGAUUUAGAUACUGUGCGUGCUGCGUGCAAUUCUUUUUAUUCUAGAUGCGCAAUCGGUGUUCUUAGCAGCGUAAAUUCGGCUACUCUGCCGAGGUACAAAUAGUAUGUAGCAGUAGUCAAAGUAUUUCUGCCUAGGUAAAGAAAUUGAGUAGAGCAAUUAUAUUGUAUAAUAGAGAUUUUGUUAUUAUUUUUAUGCGCAUGACAAUUCUGUAUUUAAUUCUCGUUCUGUUUUCUUUGUUAUAAGCAUAAUUGUUGCUUGGAAAACAGGAUUUUAAAAGUAUUUAAAUUUCUUUCAGAGUAUCAGCCUUUUCAGCCACGUUUUACUUUUAUGUGUACAGAGCAAUAGGUUGAAUAUUAAUAUAUCCUCGGAAUCUUUGUACAGUUUCCACAUUGUAUGCCAAAUUGCUGUUGUACUGAAUAAUUGUAAUAACUAGAUUGUCAUAAGUUGAUUAAUGUAGGGAGCAAUUUUUAAGGACCGAGACCUUUAGCAAUGUGCCUCUAAAUUAAUAAGCGUUUGUGUAAUAUAAUGAUAACGAUAUUGAUACAUAAUUAAUGGGGAAUGCACUGGCCGUUGCGUAUCAUAAGCCUGAAUUCUGGCCAUCGAUUUGUUAGCUCAUGAUACUCCUAACCGAUCACAGACCCGACAAAUACGGCAUUGGCAUUGGCACUGGCAUUGGCACUGGUUGUCAAGUUGAAACUACUCUAUUUUCAAUUUUGUGAUAUAGUUCAAGUGAGGCAUGUGAAAAUUGCGUCGACGUUUGUAACGAUUUUCCAUGUCGGGGAUCGUUUUGAGGAUGUUUUGAAGACUCGUUAUUUGAAGAAGUAUAGUCAACUUUUGAACAGUGCCUUCAGAACUAUAACACGACGGUCUAUUAGAAAUAAAUACUUUCUACUGACGGAUAAUCAUAGACGAACUAGGACGGAACAUAUAAAUAACAGAGAGCUUAACAAUGGUGUGUAUUAAGGAAUUUUCUUCACUUUUUUAUAUUCCAAGAAAAUACUAAUCGAUAAUUCCUUUAUCAAAUUUCGACAUCGCUGUCUCGGUAAGAUAUCUCGGCAUCCAAUUCGAUUGCUUUACAUACGGAUACUUUUUACAUUUUACAAUAUUAUCGAUAAACGAACGAAAGAAAAUGAUUAAAAAAAAAAUAAAAAUAAAUAAAUAAAA
Messenger RNA from Hylaeus volcanicus, 3038 nucleotides. RefSeq names its product serine/threonine-protein phosphatase 6 catalytic subunit (gene PpV). The transcript is spliced from 7 exons. Lineage: Eukaryota; Metazoa; Arthropoda; Insecta; Hymenoptera; Colletidae. Gene Ontology annotation, molecular function: protein serine/threonine phosphatase activity. Gene Ontology annotation, cellular component: cytoplasm. The record is from RefSeq and is a predicted model, not a curated record. Gene Ontology annotation, biological process: peptidyl-serine dephosphorylation; G1/S transition of mitotic cell cycle. Bases 255 to 1166 code for a protein of 303 amino acids.